CCACUAAACCCCUUCUCCGUCUCCCUGACUAUAUAGCUCAUUCAUCUGCCGCUCCGCUAUUUUCCACUCACAGAGCUCUCUCUCACAGAACAAGCAAAAAGACACACACACUCUCUCUCUCUUUCUGCUUUUCUGUGAGAUCUCUGUGUUCACCGGCGAAGAUGCGUGAAAUCCUCCACAUCCAGGGCGGCCAGUGCGGCAACCAGAUCGGAGCUAAGUUCUGGGAGGUCGUCUGCGCCGAGCAUGGCAUCGACAGCACCGGAAGGUACCAGGGGAACACCGAUAUGCAGCUGGAGCGGGUGAACGUCUACUACAACGAGGCGAGUUGCGGGAGGUUCGUGCCCCGGGCGGUGCUCAUGGAUCUGGAGCCUGGCACCAUGGACAGCGUCAGAUCUGGUCCCUACGGCCAGAUUUUCCGUCCUGACAACUUCGUCUUCGGCCAGUCCGGCGCCGGAAACAACUGGGCCAAGGGACACUACACUGAAGGCGCUGAGCUCAUCGACUCGGUGCUCGAUGUUGUGAGGAAGGAAGCAGAGAAUUGUGACUGCUUGCAAGGUUUCCAGGUUUGCCACUCUUUGGGUGGUGGUACUGGUUCUGGUAUGGGGACUCUCUUGAUCUCCAAGAUCAGGGAGGAGUAUCCUGAUCGUAUGAUGCUCACAUUCUCCGUCUUCCCCUCGCCUAAGGUGUCGGACACUGUUGUUGAGCCCUACAAUGCAACUCUAUCAGUUCACCAGCUUGUUGAGAAUGCAGAUGAGUGCAUGGUCCUGGAUAAUGAAGCUCUAUAUGACAUCUGCUUCCGUACUCUUAAACUCACCACUCCCAGCUUUGGAGAUCUGAAUCACUUGAUCUCGGCCACCAUGAGUGGAGUCACCUGCUGCCUUCGUUUCCCGGGUCAGCUCAACUCUGACCUCCGCAAGCUUGCAGUCAACCUCAUCCCGUUCCCUCGCCUCCACUUCUUCAUGGUUGGGUUCGCUCCCCUCACCUCACGUGGCUCGCAGCAGUACCGUGCCCUGACAGUCCCCGAGCUGACUCAGCAGAUGUGGGAUGCCAAGAACAUGAUGUGUGCUGCUGAUCCACGCCAUGGGAGGUACCUCACUGCCUCUGCCAUGUUCCGUGGCAAGAUGAGCACCAAGGAAGUAGACGAGCAGAUGAUCAACGUCCAGAACAAGAACUCAUCAUACUUCGUCGAGUGGAUCCCCAACAACGUGAAGUCCACCGUCUGUGACAUCCCUCCCACGGGUUUGAAGAUGGCUUCGACUUUCAUCGGCAACUCGACAUCGAUCCAGGAGAUGUUCCGCAGGGUGAGCGAGCAGUUCACUGCCAUGUUCAGGAGGAAGGCUUUCUUGCAUUGGUACACCGGGGAAGGCAUGGACGAGAUGGAGUUCACCGAGGCCGAGAGCAACAUGAAUGAUUUGGUGUCUGAGUAUCAGCAGUACCAGGAUGCAACGGCUGAUGAAGAAGGGUAUGAGGAUUACGAGGAAGACGAGGAAGCUUUAGGCGACGCUUGAUAAAGAUCCAAGAAAGGAUGGUAGAGUAAUAGCUUGAGGGUGCAGGGUCAAGUGUUUUUUGCUGUUUGCUACAAUCUAUGUUGUGGUUGUUUUUUUUUUUUUUUUGUCGCUUGUGUUUUUGACUGUUCUGAGUUCCUGAAUGCCUUGUUUGGGUGGAGUUCCUUAUCUCUCUCCUGCUUAUAGUGCGAGUUUGUGUGUUUAUGGGACGGUAGGGUUUUAGUGUUUUUUCAUGGCGGGUUAACUGCACAAUAUAUCAUGCUUGGUCUAGUAGCUUUACAGAAAAAUGAAACCUGUUAUCAACUAAUUCGGUUGACCUUUGUGUGUGGUUUUUUGCUAGGACUUGAUAACGCUUUUAAUUGUGGUUUAACUAUGGUUCAUUGUAGACAACGAGGCG
Messenger RNA from Linum tenue, 1902 nucleotides. The record is from the annotation of a GenBank genome assembly. Lineage: Eukaryota; Viridiplantae; Streptophyta; Magnoliopsida; Malpighiales; Linaceae.